UAAUUUGACUAGUUCAUUUUAGGCCGUGGAACGAUAUUGUCUAGAUAUAAUUUUGUACGUUUUAGUGCGUAAGAACGAAUUAUUAUUUACUAAACGACGAACAGAACAAGCAAACAAAUAAUAAAUAAAUAUUUAAUUAGUCAUAAAAAUUAAAUAAAAUUUAAAACAAAAAAAAAUAAAAACAAAAGAAAUUUAAUUAAUAACUAAUUAAACGAACAAAUACAGUGUAAUUUAUCUGAAUUAAACAUGUUUUAAGUGAUUAAAACAUAUUGGAACAAAAUUUGGAGAACAUUUAAAGGAUAGAAUUUGUAUUGAAUAAUUAACAUGCCUUUUGUUGCACCUAAAACCACAACAACCAGUGGUAAUGCGGCGGGACGCACCACAUUUCGGCCACCAUGGGUUAAAGAUGAUGGCGCCCAAAGUGGCUUAAAGCCCACCACAAAAACAUCUAUACCCUGGGCCCGGAAAACAGCAGACGCCGCCAAAGAGGCCGAAACCCCCAAUAACAGUAUAUUAAAGAAAACUACACCCUCAACGACUUCGAGCAAAACGAAUGCAGAACCCACAGCCGCCUUAAAGAAACCCAGUGAAACUGUGAAAAAAACCACUGAACCUACCAAGAAAAUUACUACACCUGUGAAAAAAGAACCCGCCACCCUAAAGAAACCCACCUCAACCACAACCACAAAAUCCCUAGCGGCCAAGAAAAAGGAGCCCACACCACCUUCCUCUUCCUCGGAGGAAGAGGAAACCGAUGAGGAGGAGGAGGAAGAAGAGGAAGAAGAAACCGAGGAGGAAACUGAAGAAGAAUCCGAAGAGGAGGAAUCCGAAGAGGAGGAAUCUGAAGAGGAAGAAUCCGAAGAAGAGGAGUCCGUUGCUAAAAAACCACAAACACAAACCAACAACAAUAGCAAAACACCAGCAGCAACAGCAACAACUACAACAGCGACAGCUAAAAAAUUAAUUCCACCCAAGACACAACCGCCCAAAAAAGAGGAAGAAGAAAGUGAGUUAAAACGCCGUUUCUCCCUAGAAAAGCCCAAACUUAGGCCGGUCGUAGUUAAACGUGACAAAUCAAUGAAAAAAAUCGAAGACGACGAAGAGGCCGUCGAAGGCGAAACCGAAGAGGAACGCGAACGUAGACAACGUUUUAAGUUAGAGAAACCGAAACUAAGACAUGUUAAACGCGAAGAGAAACCCCUACCUAGCAAAAGUACCGAGAAUGUAUUGAAAAUGCGUCCGGUCUUGAAAAAAGUACCCAAAGUCGACGAGGUGCUUAAGGAAACAAAAGAGGAGCCAAAGCCCGAAUUUAAAACGAAAACUUUACGUAAAACACCGUCAAUAAAACGUGAACCCAGUAUCAAGAAUGUUCCGGCACCCCCACCCUUGCCCUCAUUGGUGCCCAAGGCUCCCCCACCACCUCCACCACCAUUGGGAAAGCCCGGUGAUAAAAAGGAAGUCACAGAGGCACGGAAACAAGCUAUAGAAAAACUAAAAACAAGACCACGCCGACGACCCGACUGGUCGGAAAUGAUGAAGGAAGUAGAAAGUGGCAGGAAAUUACGACAUGUGGAGUGCAAUGACAGAUCUCAACCUAUACUCACUUGUAAAUCGAUGACCAAAGUGGAUAAUAAAUAUAUUUAUGAGACCGAAAACGAUAAUUCACUCAAUAAACUGUUGAAACAAAUUCAGGGUGGCAUUAAAUUGAAGCCCACACGAACAAAUGAUCGCAGUAAGCCCUUCAUAGAGGGUCUACGGAAAUUCCGCAGACAAAUGACCAUCGAAGAGCAACUACAAAAGUCACAAUCUAAAGUCAAUAUGUUGGGCAGCUCUCCCGGAGCUGCAGGCACUACAGAUACCACCGAUGGCAUUGCGCCCUCCGCCAGCUCAACUCGAGCCAGUAGUAUUGUUUCAGCUUUGGUGCUGGACGAUUCCAGUGCUGAUGAACUCGAUGACAUUGAUAAGAUACGUGAUGAUUUGCAGAGCACUAAACAAAUGCUGGCUUUGGAACUGCGUAAUCGUGAGGCUCAAGAAAGAGAAAACAAAAAAUUAUUAGCCAAAAUAGCCACCUUAGAAGCUGAACUGGAACGUGAAAAGUCCAGAGAAAAAACUUUGGAAUAUGGUUCCAGAAUUAUUGUGGCCACCAUGGAAACAACGCCCGAAUCAGAAGAAGCUUUUGUCAAUACGUUGAAAAAGGAAGCCGAAGAAUCCAAGAAAACUGCUAAGGAUUUGGAAAAGAAAUAUUUGACCACCGGUGAAGAAUUGGAUCAAGCCAAGAGUGAAAUAGAAGAGCAAAAGAGACAAAUUCAAAUGCUGGAAAGAAAGUUGGCACAAGCUUUACAGGGUGGCGGUGUGGAUUCAAGGAGAGCCAGUGAUGUCCACAAUGGUCGUGACAGUUCACCAGACUUUGACUUGGCCGAAAGUGAAAGUGAUCCAGAUGAGCCAGAAGAAAAGAAGGCCGAAAAACGUGAGAAACGUUUAGUCAAGGAAGUCAAGGUAUUGCGCAGUAAAUUAACUAAAGUAAAGGUAAAAGAAGAAGCUGCCAAAAAGGAAAAAACAGCACUCAAGGAGGCCAUGAAAAAGAAUCACGUCAUACUCAAGGAAGAAAACAAAAAAUUCAAGAAACUAGAGAAGGAGGUACACAAAAUGGCAGCUUCGAUGAAAGAAGAUGCCGACGAGGAUGAAGAAAAUGAGGAUGAUGAAGAAAAGGAAGAGCAGGAGGAAGAAGAGUCCGAAGAGGAAUCUGAGGAAGAGUCUGAAGAAUCUGAGUCCGAAGAAAGUGGCAAUGAAACCGAAAGUGAAUCAGAAGCAGAGGAUGCUCCUACCUCGGCUAAGAAGGAGAACUUGGAGCCACGCCUUAAGAAGCAUGAGGGACGCUUGUCUGCCAUGAAAAAAUGCAAUGUCCUAUUGCAGGCCAAUGUUGACAAUUUGCAAGAUGAAAUUUCACAAGUUCGCUACAAGGCCUCCAAUUUACAAUCAGAAUUGGAUUCCGUCCUAGCUGAUUUAGGUUUUUAAUUAAUACCGUACACACUCACAUAAUUACACCAGCAUAUUUAUAGUUUUCUUUUAAUAAUAAUAAUAAACCUUUGCAUACAUUUUAUAUUAUCGAUCUAUGAUUGUUGUCUAAUAAGAGAAUAUAAUUUUCUUCUUACCUUUUGUAAAAUGUUUGUUUGUACAAGUUUUAACACAGAUUUAAAACACAAAAUAUAUAAUAAAAACUUUUCCCACACAA
Molecule: messenger RNA, 3232 nt
Organism: Calliphora vicina (urban bluebottle blowfly)
Lineage: Eukaryota; Metazoa; Arthropoda; Insecta; Diptera; Calliphoridae
Gene: sals
Product: sarcomere length short
Exons: 9
Coding region: 325-3015 (896 amino acids)
Molecular function (GO): actin binding
Source: RefSeq, a predicted model, not a curated record